GUGCUAUAAAGAUGGCGUCGGACAGCGACAGUGAUGAGGACUUUGUAACUUAUGGUAUUCCUUUGGAGCCGUUAGAAGAAGACGAACCUCGUCGGAAGCCUAUCCCGGUGCACGAGCAGACAGUCAAGGAUGAAAAGGGCCGCUACCAGCGGUUCCACGGAGCCUUCACCGGAGGAUUCUCCGCCGGAUACUUCAACACCGUGGGGACCAAAGAAGGCUGGACCCCGUCGACGUUCGUGUCGUCGCGACAGCAGAAGGUGGAGAGGCAGAGCGCCAGGCCUGAGGACUUCAUGGAUGAGGAGGACUUGGGUGAGCAUGGUAUCGCCCCUCGUGAGAUCACCACUACAGCGGACUUUCAUUCUGGCCGCAGCGACCCGCUCCGAGAGAAAGCUCGGGCCCUCAGCGCCAUGACUGGACCUAUCCCUGGAGACACACUGCUCGAUGACCUGAUCGCCCCUGCAAGGACCUCUAUUGGAGUUCAGCUGCUGAGGAAGAUGGGCUGGCGUGAUGGACAAGGGGUGGGGCCACGAUUCAGGAAGAGGAAGUUGGGCAAAGGCAAAGCAGAUGCAGGGCAGAGGGUGUAUGGCUGUGCACUUCCACAAGAGGGUUCUGAGGGCUCAGAGGAUGAUGAUGGUGAUGAUGAGUUUGCUCCGGAAGACGUGACCUUUGCUCCUAAGGACGUGACCCCUGUGGACUUCUCGGUGAAGGAGGACGUCCACGGGCUGGGCUACCGCGGGCUGAACCCUGGCCUGGCGCUCUCAGGGGGGGACACCAGGGGGCGCCACUUCAACCUCUUCACCUUCGACUCAGACAGGGCCAGCAGCCUCUUCGGAGAGAAGACACACACACGCCGCGGAGGGGUCACAGGGCAGGCGUUUGGCGUGGGAGCUGAUGAGGAUGAAGAUGAAGAUGUGUACCACAGAGACGCCAUGUCCAACUACGACUCCGUCCUGGGAGGGGAGGAGCCAGGGGACGGCCUCUUUGGGUGGACCGCCCCCCAGCAGUACAAUAACAAGAAGAAUAACUCUAAGAAGGAUGCUGCUUACCUGGGGAAGAUCCUGGAGGGCUUCACUCUGGCCUCCAAUACUGAGGAGCCCAAGACGGUGUUUCCCCCUCCGGUUUUGCCCCGUGACUACCGUCCGGUGCACUACUUCCGGCCAGUGCUGGACAUGAGCAGCGUCAGCCCUGUGGUUGCCGCGGCGCUGAGAGAGUCCAAAGGUCACAUGACCCAACCCACUCAGGAAGCCGGCAGACACCAGCUGGACUCCGCCCAGAGGAGAGACCUCCUGGGAGAGACCUCACUAAAAGGUCCCAACUCUGUGUGGUACUUUCGUCCUGAGGACCAGGAGAAGCUUUCUCGUGUGCGUCAGUCAGCGGCUGGUGAGAAGCAGAACGUUCCGGACCUAGCCUCUGAGUCGGGCCGGGCUGCAGUGGUGGCCGCCGCCAAAGCCUCAGCCCUGCAGGCCCUGUCCAGCCGCUUCCAGAGUCAGCCACAGGGGGCGCCAGAGAGCCAGGCCCUGUCCAGCCGCUUCCAGAGCCAGCCACAGGGGGCAGCAGAGAGCCAUGCUCUAGCUGUGUGGAGUGCUCCUACCGCUGACACCAAGAGCACGUUCAAGCCGUUCGACAAGAACCCUUCCAAGCAGGCGCGCUAUGACCAAUACCUCAGCCUGCUCAAGCAAGGACACAAGGGUGAGGUGUCUGUGUCUCUGGACGGAGUCUGACGAUGGAGUAUGACUGAGUGGGAGCGAGGGCGUGAGAGGGAGGAGUUUGUGCGGGCAGCGCUGCUCUAUAAGCCCAGUAGCUCCGCCCUGUCCAGCCGCUUCACACGCAGCCGACAGGACGACAGCGAUGACACCGUGGAAGUCCCCAGAGACACGGAGAAUAAUGUGGAUGAUAAGCAGGCAGCAGUCAAGAUGAAGAUGUUCGGUAAACUGACCAGAGACACGUUUGAGUGGCAUCCUGACAAACUCCUGUGCAAGAGAUUCAACGUGCCUGAUCCUUACCCUGGAUCAGGUUUAGUCGGCAUGCCCAAAGUGAAGAGAGAUCGUUUCUCUGUCUUCAACUUCCUCACCGUAGACGAGAGUCCUACAGCAAGCAGCCAGUCAACUACACACCCGACAGCCUCCUCGUCCUCCUCCAAAGCGCCCGGUGGGGGGAAGCGUUCUCGUUGGGACAUGUCGCCACCCCCUGCUGACCAGAGUGACCCGCUCAGUGCACUCAUCAGCGAGGCACGCAACGAGGCCUCACAAUCACACACUGACACGCCUGCCAAGCCCAAAGAGACCGAGAGGAAGGACGGCACAGAAGAGGGGGAUGAAGAGAAGGGAGAGAAAGAGGAGGAGGAGGAGGAGAGCAGGCCGCCCAUAGACCUGUUCAAAGCCAUCUUUAGCUCGUCCGACGACAAGUCCUCUUCUUCAGGCGAGAGUGAUGAAGACCAGGAGGAGGAGGAGGAGCCAAAGAGGCCAGGGGCAGAUGGGAAGGCGGAGGCUCUGACACCAGGCCCAAUCAGCUUCAGCCGUACCCCACUAGCCACACCCACUGCUCCACAGACAGCGUCCACAGCCCAACCCCCAAGUCUGCCCGCACGCCUGCAAGGCUCUGACACCGCCACAGGGCGUGGAGUGGCUGAGGAGAGAGGUGCUGCUCCACCCUCUACUGCAGCCUGUAAAGAUGGAGGACAGGAGGAGGAGGAGUUUGGACCGAGACUGCCCCCUCCCAUUGCAACAGGAUCUCUGGUGCUGAGGGAGGAGGAGGAGGAGCGGUCGAGGAAGAAGAGCAAGGAGAAACGCAAAGCCAAGAAGGAGCACAAGCACAAGAAGCACAAGAAGAAGCAGAAGAAACAGAAGCACAAAGGGAAGCAGAAGAAAAAGAGAGAGAAGAAGGACGAGUCCGCCGACAGCUCGUCUGACAGCGAGGACGAGGAGGACGAUGAAGAGGUGACCACACAUGAGCUGCUAAAGAGGUUGAAGAGCAUCAGAGGGAGGCUGUAAUGUUAGUGUGCUGGUCUGUGGCCUCUGUGAGGCCUGUGACAGAGACCCAGCGGAGAGGAGAGGAGGAGAAGCAGAGAGGAGGAGCGGAGAAAAGAGGAGAGGAGAGGAGAGCC
This is a messenger RNA of Alosa alosa (allis shad), 3103 nucleotides long. It is a transcript of the gene gpatch1, whose product is annotated as G patch domain containing 1. Gene Ontology annotation, biological process: mRNA processing. Gene Ontology annotation, cellular component: nucleus. Gene Ontology annotation, molecular function: RNA binding. The record is from RefSeq and is a predicted model, not a curated record. NCBI's taxonomy places the organism in Eukaryota, Metazoa, Chordata, Actinopteri, Clupeiformes, Clupeidae.